Molecule: messenger RNA, 725 nt
Organism: Olea europaea var. sylvestris
Lineage: Eukaryota; Viridiplantae; Streptophyta; Magnoliopsida; Lamiales; Oleaceae
Product: zinc finger BED domain-containing protein RICESLEEPER 1-like
Exons: 3
Molecular function (GO): DNA binding; protein dimerization activity
Source: RefSeq, a predicted model, not a curated record
GAACAAAGUAUCCAACUGCUAAUCUCUUCUUUGCAAAUGUUUAUGAUAUCAAAUUGUCAUUAUAUGAGUGGCUUGAAUCUCCUUAUGUGGAAGUUCAAAUGAUGGCAACCAAUAUGAUGGAAAAGUUUAAUAAGUAUUGGAGCGAUAUUCAUGGAGUUUUGGCUUUAGCAGCAGUGUUGGAUCCGAGGUAUAAGAUGAUGUUAGUUAAGUUUUAUUAUCCUCGUAUUUUUAAUCACAAUGCUGCAAGUGAGAUUGAUAAAAUAUAUCAAGUUUGUAGCAAAUUAGUGCACGAUUAUCAGAAAAAGAAUGAUUCAAGUGGGUCUUUAGCUCAAUUUUCUACUUCUUCUUGUCAAACCGAGACAUCAAGUGCUAAUAAUAAAUCAGAUCGCAUAGUGAAUUUUUAUAAAUUUGUUUCUAAUGUUGAAGCUCCUAGUAGUGUGAAAAUCGAGCUUGAUACUUUUUUGAAUGAGCCUAUAUUGUCUCGGUUGGAUGAUUUUGAUAUAUUGACAUGGUGGAAAGUGAAUUCAAUCAAAUAUCCGACUUUAUCUCGAAUUGCAAAAGAUAUUUUGGUCAUCCCGGUAUCUACUGUGGUAUCCGAAUCUGCUUUCAGUAUUAGUGUGAAUUCUGCGCCAUCUGCAUAUUUUGGAAGUUGCUCCAAGAUGAAUGAUGAAAAUGUUGAUGAGGAAGAUCCAUCUUAUACAAUCUCUGAACCUGCCGAUAAAUGA